UACCAACGCUACAAGUUUCACACAUAUGGGUUUCAUUAUAGUAAUGCCAAGUUAAUGACCAACUUCUGACCACCUGUUAGCCAUGGUAACUGUUUAAGUUCCUGGCUUUAUUAUUUACUCAUCUCAAAUUAUUCAGCAGUUACAGUAAACUGAUAGUAGGCAGAUUUAUGAGUAUGAAUAGUAAAUGUGGACCUGGAGAUUCUGGAGAUUCUGGUCCUGCAAGGUUUUGAUUUACAUUUUUGGUUUUCCAAUAUUUUUUUUCUCUUUAGAUCCUACAGUACUGUUGACCCUUCUGAGUCUGACCAGAGAAUUGUUAGGCUGCCCGUCAAUCUGCACCUGUAACAGCACCUACACCGACUGCAGCAGCCGCAAUCUCCUGCUUUCCUUCAACUUGAUUUCCAGCCAACUUCCCUUUAACGUCACCACCCUCAACCUCUCCAGAAAUGGCAUCACACUAAUAGAUCCAGGAGCCUUUGCCAACCUCAGCAGCCUGCUGCAACUGGAUAUCUCCAGAAACCAGCUCCUGACCCUCCACCCCUCCACCUUUUACCCACUGAGCAGCCUGGAGUGUCUAGACCUUUCCAGCAACUUCCUGGAGAACCUUCCAGUAGAUCUUUUCUCUGAGCUCAGCAACCUCAGAGAGCUCGUUUUAAGGGACAACAGGUUGACGGAAGUAAACUCCAAACAGUUUCAGAGUCUGGCUGAACUCCAGCACCUGGACCUGUCCUUGAACGGCCUGGCCGCUAUGUCACUGGAUCUCCUGAAUGGACUACAGGGCUUGGAGUGGCUCUCGUUAGCUGGUAAUAAGCUAAGUACGAUUCCGAGAUCAAUACUGGAGCCACUCACUGUGCUACAGCACCUCCUGCUGAAGGGAAAUCAGUGGAACUGCAGUUGCAGUCUAGUGCCAUUCAGACACUGGGUGGAAUGGAUGUUAUAUAGAGGUGGCCAAGUGGACUCUAUAGAGUGCUCUCUUCCUGCAAUCCUACAAGGCCGAGACCUCCGCAUCAUCCCUAUGGACAUGUUCAAACAGUGUUCCCAGCUCCCCUCCUCAGACAUGAGGACCCCUCCUUCAUCCUGUAUGAGCACAACCGAGGGUCUCAUCAUCUCCACUGACUCAACGGCAGCCUGUCUUGAGCAGCAUCCCCGUGCUGGGAACCUGCGCCAAGCAAAUACCACCUUGGUGCUGGCCAGGUUGGUGUGUGGCGUGGUGUGGCUGAUGAUGGUAGUGGUGGCCAUGUACGGCUGCAUCUAUGCCAUGAUGGCGGCCAAAUAUAAGCAGGAACAUCUCAAGAGGAGCCUACUGCUCCAAAAACGGCCACUGACAGAAGUGAAGGAGCCAGAGGUCGAGUAUGAGAAGGAGGAGGAUGAGAAAGAGAUGGAGCCUGGUUUUGAUAAAGGACUUUAGGCUAGAGAGCACAUAGCGUGGAUGGUUUUGCCACCAGAAGUCUGCUUUUGAGGAAACACUUGUAGGCCAUCACUAAACGUAAAUGUCUGUUCUGCUGAUUCAUACAGUUGAUUGAAGCUUUUAUUCAAAUUAACAUUACAAAUAAAGUAGAAUGCAAUCCAAACAUAUUAAGGAGGAGGUGAAGGUUAGAGGAAUUGCUCAAGAGCUCAAAAAUUGAGGAUUUAUAUUAAGUGACCUGUCCUGAGAUUUAAUGUCAUAACCUUCCACUCCCUACCUCAGAACCUCAACCACUGAGCAACCUUCAUCAGCUACAUCAUUUACAUUCCUCAUUCUCCUGUAAUACAGUCCUAUUUGUGCAUAAAGAGAUAAAGUACAUCUCCAGUCUUGGUGAAACUGUAUAUCACAUCCUUUUCUUUCAUAAUUGUAGAUUUGUCUACAAAAUAUCACAAUCUUUUUAAUCAAUUUUAUAUUGAAUAUUUAACUAAUACCAUUUAUUGUUUCAGUGAAUUAAAUGACAAAUAUUAAAAGUACAUUCAGCUCCAGAAGUAUUGACACCCUUCAUGACAAUGACAAUAAUGUAUAUAUUGCAGUGGCAAUAAUUUUUGCUCAUUUUCAUGACAGGUGCCAAUAAAUACAUUGUUGAUGUACAUGCUUAAAAGUGUGUAUACUCCUUUUAUGAUGAAAUGCCAUCAAAGUAUAAUACUAAACAUAUCUAUUUAAAAAUGCUGUCCAAAUUAAAUAUAAAGAAGCUAUAAGCACAGAGGCUUAAAGUUAAGGUUAA
Ictalurus punctatus (channel catfish) is the source of this 2186-nucleotide messenger RNA. RefSeq names its product leucine-rich repeats and transmembrane domains 2b (gene lrtm2b). Gene Ontology annotation, molecular function: protein binding. The record is from RefSeq and is a predicted model, not a curated record. The transcript has 2 exons. The coding region runs from base 185 to 1405 and encodes 406 amino acids. NCBI's taxonomy places the organism in Eukaryota, Metazoa, Chordata, Actinopteri, Siluriformes, Ictaluridae.